This is a messenger RNA of Cyprinodon variegatus (sheepshead minnow), 2406 nucleotides long. Its product is annotated as synuclein-like. The transcript is spliced from 5 exons. Gene Ontology annotation, biological process: chemical synaptic transmission; synaptic vesicle endocytosis; synapse organization. The record is from RefSeq and is a predicted model, not a curated record. Gene Ontology annotation, cellular component: cytoplasm; axon terminus; neuronal cell body. Gene Ontology annotation, molecular function: cuprous ion binding. Bases 145 to 486 code for a protein of 113 amino acids. NCBI's taxonomy places the organism in Eukaryota, Metazoa, Chordata, Actinopteri, Cyprinodontiformes, Cyprinodontidae.
GAGGAGCUAAAAAGAAAAAAAGGCACGCGCACACUCUCUGACAUCCCACAUCAUCACCAUCAUUAUCAUCUCUUCCGCACGCUCACUGUAAGCACUAGCCAGGCCUGUUCUGAGCAGGGGACCCCAGCCAAUUCAUUGCCCACCAUGGAUGUAUUUAUGAAAGGGUUCUCUAUGGCCAAGGAGGGUGUGGUAGCUGCUGCAGAGAAGACCAAAGCAGGGAUGGAGGAGGCAGCAGCCAAAACCAAAGAAGGGGUGAUGUAUGUAGGGAACAAGACAAAGGAAGGUGUUGUGUCAUCGGUAAACACAGUGGCCAACAGGACCGUGGACCAGGCCAACAUCGUCGGAGACACAGCAGUGGCCGGAGCCAACGAGGUGUCUCAGGCAACCGUCGAGGGGGUUGAGAACGUCGCUGCAUCAACCGGGAUGGUCAGUCAGGGAGAGUACGGAGGGAUGGAGCAAGGUGGCGAAGGAGGAGAGGGCUACUAGUCUUCUUCAGGACCCUUCAGCUUCCCCUCGCCCUCCUCGCCUCGCCUCGCCGUACCAGACUCCAGCUGUUCAGCAACAUUUUUUUUUUUGUGACUUUUCGGAAUCAAAACCAGAACAGACUCUUCCAGACGCAACACCUCUGCUUCCCCGUGCCACCUCUCUCCUCACUGUCUAGUUCCCUGUAGCUUUCCCUCUGCUUCCCUCGUUGCACCCUUGCCUCACCUGUGUGUUCGUGUAGAUAAACCCUUGUUGUCGUUGCCACCCGACUGAGAAAUUUCAAACGCCCUUACCCAAACACAGAGAGAGACUAACUGGAAUAAUGUGCCAGCAUGACACACCCACAAACAAUACAUACCAUAAAUACCAGCAGACCACACACCAGGCAAACAAGUAGCUGUAGGACAUUACAAGAGAGGCUUGUCUAAUUGAAGAAAAAUUAGUCAUUCUGAAACUUAAGGAGCUGCAUGAGAGGGUGUGAGUGUGCUGCAGGCCAAGUGUUUAGUUCAAGCUCGUGUGCAUGUGUUGUCAGCAGGGAUAUGUGCAUUAAAGAUGUGUGCUUCAGUUUGUGACAGUAGAAUGCAUGAGCAGAUGUUCCCCACGGUGUUCUCUAUAGAAUGGCUGUUCUGUGUUGCAAAGUGCAGCUUUGUGUGUAUAUGUUCGCUUCAGCAUUUAGGAACAGGGUUAGCGCAGUAGAAGUGGUCAAAGUGUAACGUGAUGUUAUGCAUGAGCAUUUUCCGAAGCCUGUCCAUGCCGUAAAGUGUUUGUGUCUGCAAAGUGUGGGUAAGAGGAAAGAUCUUUGAGCGUUCCACAAUCAGAUUUUUGCUUACUGGUUAGAUUUGGGUGAAAAGGAAGCUUCCCUGCAACUUUGGACAAUUUAUUUGUCCUUUAAAGUAAAUAAUGUUUCAAUGAAAACUUGCACAUAAACAAAAGCCUCUGGAGCUCCAGGUGGCUGGUGAAAAAACUUUGACUGGUCACCUUAAGCCAUUUUAUAAUCAUUCCUAGCUUGAAACCUAUGACCACAAUAGCUCACAUGUUGGCAUCAUUAGGUGACAAGUUUGGGCCUUCCAGCGCCAAUGACCCAAAUAUUGAACUGAACUGGGCCGCCUUUGGUCUUCUGACUGCAGCUUAGAUGAAGGCAUCAGAACCGAAGACGUCUGUUGGAUCAGAAGUUUAACAUCUUCUGAAAACAUGAGAAGCCCGUUUGGUUUCUACUUGAGAAUUUAAACCAAUGAUAAACAAUUGUAUCUAGAAUCUUUAAAAAACAAUUUAAACAAUUUAAAUUUCAUGCAUCAAAAUUAAUAAAAAAUAAUUAAAACAGGAGUUAUUGGAUCCGGUAUCAGCUUGGUGCUGGCCUGUCAUUCAAUCUUUCUGCAAAAUAAAAUUGUUUCAAGGUAAAUUUGACCUUUGUAUUAAAACAAAAAAACCUCAUAUUACCUCAAUCCUGACUGUUUGAGGGGAAGAAUCAACUUGGAUCAUAUCUUCCAAAGGAAUUAAAUCGAGGUCAGGAUUUUCUAAGCUUCACAUUGAAAUGGCAGAAACCAAGUCCUCAUUUCUAGUAAUACAUGUCCUGAUUUCAGCAACAAAAAACCAUCGAUGUAUCAGUGUAAAAAUAUUCAUCAAAAAGAAAGGAAUUAAGUUUUUCUUGUAGCAAAGCUCUGUGUGUUUAUCUGCGCUGAAUGUCUCCCCUCUCUGCUGUCUAGGCCAAUCAGAUAGCCCCUUCCCCUGUAGCUGAGAAUCACACCAUUGAUUAUCCACCCAGCGCUUUAGGAGUGUGCGUAAGUGUAUGUGUGAGUCAUAAUAGAGGAUUUACCAGAAAAGCGUGUGUAUAUUUUUAUUUUGAAGGACAACAGAAACCAACGACUGCAUGAUGCCUUACAGAAGAACGACACACACAUUCAAAUGCACAGGCACACAAACACA